CCUACAGCUUUAAUUUCCUCUUCCUCCUGCAGGUUGGCUGCAGUAGGGGACACCUCGUUACUUUUGCCUGUGGAAAUGUUUGUUGUGUUUGUGGUGGUAAGGAAGAGGUCUAACAGGGUGCAAAGCUAAACAGGGGUGAAGCUGAGUCUUCUGUGUAAGGAGCUGUCUCUCUGUAGACACUUUCUGAUGGUGGCUACUGCCUAAGUUGUGAAAUGUGAGCUGAUAGUUUAAAAUGUGGACCUUGCUGAUGAAGUCCGUGGAGAGUGAUGAGUAGUGUUUCCCAUAAGUAUAAUUUGUGGUUUAUAAGGUCAGAUUAUUUUAUCAUUAUACUGAACUUAACUGAAAAAAGUCUAAACAUAAACUGUUAUUACCUUAUUAUCAUGUCAUUGAUGUUUUAUUCCAAACAGAUCAGUGUUGGAUGUAUGUGGCCGAGACACUAAAACCUUAACAUAAAGAAAUGAAUGUGAUGUGAUACAUAACUGUGUUCACAGUUUCUUCUGGUAAAAUCAUCUUCUUCUUGUUUUAUAGAAAGAUCAUGGGAGAACCUGUAGAACAACCACCAACCAAAGCAUCAGCAGAGGAGGAGCUUGCCAGCGUGCGGUCAGCCUUUGUUUGUAGGGUGUCACCAGAAAUCCUCACACAGCUCCUUGAAGAUCUUGUAAGUGACGGUGUCUUAAAUGAAUUGGAGAAAGAAUCAAUACUGGAAGGGAACCCAGUCAGAGCAGACAAGGCACGCUGCUCCAUCGACUCAGUGAGGAAGAAAGGCGACCAAGCCUGCAGGAUAAUGAUCAGACAUCUUCAGAGUAUAGAUCUCUCUCUUUUUUCUCAGCUGCGUUUAUACUCUGAUCCAUCUGCUCAGCAAGAUGUUCUUCAGGAUUGUCAGCCUAAAUUCAAGUCUAACCUGAAUAGGAAGUUCCAGUGUGUGUUUGAGGGGAUUGCUAAAGCAGGAAACCCAACCCUUCUGAAUAAGAUCUACACAGAGCUCUACAUCAUAGAGGGAGGGACUGCAGAGAUCAAUGAUGAACAUGAGGUCAGACAAAUUGAAACAGUAUCCAGGAAACCAGACAGGCCAGAAACAACAAUAAGAAAAGAAGACAUCUUUAACGACUCACCUGGAAGAGAUAAACCAAUCAGAACCGUGCUGACAAAGGGAGUGGCUGGCAUUGGGAAAACACUCUUAACA
This is a messenger RNA of Haplochromis burtoni (Burton's mouthbrooder), 1183 nucleotides long. RefSeq lists its product as uncharacterized. Gene Ontology annotation, biological process: regulation of apoptotic process. The record is from RefSeq and is a predicted model, not a curated record. The annotation marks the transcript as partial. The transcript has 3 exons. Lineage: Eukaryota; Metazoa; Chordata; Actinopteri; Cichliformes; Cichlidae.